UGGAUACGUGUGUUCGUCGGCGGGUGGACUGGCGGCGCUGCGUUGCUUCUCCCCCACCGCGGCGCCAGGUCUCGGCUGAGCGAGCGAGGAGAGCCGGCGUCCUGGGCAAGUGAAGACGGCAGCAGCGCGCCACCGAACCCGAUCGCUGAUUCUGUCGCUGCCACUGCCGCCCUGCGCGCCGUGACCCGCGAUUCCAGACCCCGACUCCUUUUGGCCUGGCCCGCGCGCCCCAGGCCCGGCCCGGGCGGCGCGACGGGAGGAUGAGCGGCGGGCGGCGAAAGGAGGAACCGCCUCAGCCGCAGCUGGCCAACGGGGCCCUCAAAGUCUCUGUUUGGAGCAAGGUGCUGCGGAGCGACGCGGCCUGGGAUGACAAGGAUGAAUUUUUAGAUGUGAUCUACUGGUUCCGACAGAUCAUCGCUGUGGUCCUAGGUGUGAUUUGGGGAGUGUUACCUUUGCGAGGUUUCUUGGGAAUAGCAGGGUCAUUUGGAUCAUUUUUUACACUGCCAUCCACUAUGACUGAUGGUGUACAGACCCCACCCACUCUCUGUCCGGUCCAAAGGACCCUCCUAGUUACAGCACAGAAACAUGAUUGUAGGGGCACCCCAGCCAUGUGGAACCUGAAAGACCCAUGUUUCCUGGACCGAGAAUCAGCGUGUUGGACAUCAGUGUUUUCUGCAAGGGUUGUGAUCUGAAACUUUUUAAGGAACCAUCCACCUUUUGGGGAAGCAUUUCUGAAUUGUCCAUCACCAACCAUUUCUUCUUGGAUAUCAUCAUGAAACACCUGUUUGCUGAUUGGAGCUGUUGUUCAAUUUGAUUCACCUCUGGAUCCGGAUGAAACAUUAAAUUGUCUUCCUCACGUCUCCA
Messenger RNA from Hyaena hyaena (striped hyena), 864 nucleotides. RefSeq names its product respirasome Complex Assembly Factor 1. The transcript is spliced from 3 exons. The coding region runs from base 261 to 692 and encodes 143 amino acids. Gene Ontology annotation, biological process: mitochondrial respirasome assembly. NCBI's taxonomy places the organism in Eukaryota, Metazoa, Chordata, Mammalia, Carnivora, Hyaenidae. The record is from RefSeq and is a predicted model, not a curated record.